This is a messenger RNA of Dermacentor andersoni, 2126 nucleotides long. Lineage: Eukaryota; Metazoa; Arthropoda; Arachnida; Ixodida; Ixodidae. The record is from RefSeq and is a predicted model, not a curated record.
UGUGUGUGGGGAAGAGCGCGAAAUCACCUCCCCAUCUUUUCCCCAGGGUGGGGAAAGGAGGGUUCUCUUAUGCGGCCGCCAAGGGGGCGGGCGAAGGGAAAGGGAGCACGGCUUUCGAUUUCGGACGCCCAGAUUUCGGGCCCGACUGGCGCGCUGGCCCAGAGCAGGCCGUUUUGCGCGCCCGGUCCGCGUGGCGUGCGGCGAGGAUCACUCGACGGCGCCGGCGGCUCUACUCGGGGAGGCGGCCGAGCAUGGACAGCCUGGUGGACGAGGCAUGCGGCUACGGCCGCUACCAGCGGGUGCUGCUCUGGCUGGUGCUGUACCCAGCCCAGGUAUCGUGCGGGCCGCAACUGUACGGCCAGCUGCUCAUGUUCCUCGAGCCCGACCACUGGUGCCGGGGCUCGCCGCCGCCCGAGCACUGGGCCAACGGCACCGAGCGCCUUCAGCUGUGCGCGUCGCUGCCCAGCGCGUCGACUGCCUGCCCCGACGGCUACGAGUACGACCGCCGCUUCCUGGGAGACGACGAAACCGCCGUCACGCAGUGGGACCUCGUGUGCAACAGGAGGAUUUUGGCGACCCUCAGCAUGUUCCUCUUCGGGACCGGUCUCCUCGCGGGCCACUUCCUCUCGGUCCUCGUUUCGCACAGGUGGGGCCAACGCGCCUGCUUCACAACGUUCCUGUUCGUCCAGUGCCUGUUCGGCAUGCUCGCCGCCCUGUCAUCGAAGUUUCUCGUGUUCCUGCUAUUUCGAACCCUGGUGGCUGUUGGAACGGCAGGGACGUGGACUUCGCUCUCCAUACUAGUGGGCGACCUGGCGGGCCGGAGGCAUCGCGCCGGCGCCCUGGUCUGCUCGCGGCUCGCGCACGGCCUGGGCCUGUUGCUGCUGGGCCUGGUGUCGCUGGCCGUCCGCGGCUGGGGACACCUGGCGGCCGCCACGUCGGUGCCCUUCGUCGCCUUCCUCGUCUACUGGAGGAUUAUACCGAACUCCCCAAAAUGGCUUCUUGCACGCGGGAAGCUCGAUCGAGUGGAACAACUGUUGGUCGCCAUCGCCCACACGAACGGAAAACAGGUUGAUUUCCUGUACUGCGAGAAGCUCCGCGCGUCCCUGACGCGCCUGAGCGGCCGCGAGGGCAGCGGCAUCGCUGCGAUCCUCCACUUCCCAGCGCAGCUGCCCAGGGUCCAGUCCGCGAGGCGGCGGCGUGUUGUCGUGGUGCUCAUCGUCGGACUGCUGACGGGCGCCGUGUCGCUGGCACAAGUGUACCUGGCUGCGAGCCUGGCCGGCAACUCGUACCUGCACCUGCUGCUCAUGUCGUGCGCCGAGCUGUCGGCCUGUGUGGCGCCGCUCGCGUUGCUCGAGCGCGCCGGCUGCGGCCUGGUCGUCUUCUGCGGCUGCUUGGCCGGUGGAGCCGCCUGCCUCGCCCACUUGGCCCUGGCCGGGCGUCCCUGCCUGAGCCUGUGCCUGCUGGCGGUGGCCAAGGCGUCGGUGGGCAGCUCGCUGGCGGUGCUGCCGGCCUGGUUGCUCGAGGGCGCGCCCUGCCCCGGGCACCAGCAUCUCGCUCACCUGGCACAAGCUGCCGAGCUGGCGGCCUUCCCCGUGGUGCCGCUCCUUUUCCCCGCGGACAGCCCCGAGACGACACUCGUCGUGUUGAGCGCACUGCUGGCGUUCAGCUGCGCCCUCUCGGUGCUCGCUUGCGACACGAGGCGCGUCCGGGGACUCUGGUGCCUGUGGCGGCCUGACGCGCCCUGGGCAGCCUGGUCUUGGGAGAAGAGCAGGAACGUCCGCACUGCCAUCUUUAUCGUCCACUUCAAGACAAGACGACACAAAGAAGAACCAAAAGAGAAACUUUUGUCUGUGCCGUCUUCAUAUCUUGUGUUCAUUCAUUUGUGUCCCCUGAAUUUACCACGUGCUUACGAAUCAAAUUUCGCGCUGUACGGCGAAGUACGCCUCGUGCCAAUGAUGCAGCAAGAAACUGAACAAUUAUGGGCUCCUAUUUAUUUACGGUGUGCCUUUACGUAACCAAAUGUCGUGUUUGGGAGCUGAAUGGCAACAUUUCAGAAACAUCUUUUUUUUUUUUUUUUCAUAGGAAAAAUGAAUAAAUUGAAGAAUAAAUAAAUGAAAAACAUGUCA